Chanos chanos (milkfish) is the source of this 4623-nucleotide messenger RNA. RefSeq names its product family with sequence similarity 135 member A (gene fam135a). Lineage: Eukaryota; Metazoa; Chordata; Actinopteri; Gonorynchiformes; Chanidae. The coding region runs from base 407 to 4600 and encodes 1397 amino acids. Gene Ontology annotation, biological process: lipid metabolic process. The record is from RefSeq and is a predicted model, not a curated record. The transcript is spliced from 22 exons.
UCCGGACAAAUAUUGGAGCUAUCAACCUACAGAUCAUGUUUUUGUUCGAUAACUCAUGAAUGCAACUUUGAUGGGGGUUUUUUCGGUCCCAUUUAUGCUGCAGUUUAUGUUGUCUCUCGAAACAAAAUUCGGGACUCAGGUGACGGGAGGAGUUUACAACGGUAGGCAGUGAGAGGAAAGCCGGGCAAGGAGGGGAUUGAGCAAUUCAUUGACAUAAAUCAAGACUGGUGCCUUUGGCCCAAACGUUUUACGUCGACUCCUUUAGGGAAAGGCAUGGAUCUCAAGGGUCUCACUAACUGAGAAUGAUUCUGCUCCGUACGAGAAGAGAGCACUCUACCAGCUGGAGUCAUGGUGGUUCUGCCACAGAUAAUGUGAGACUGGCUGGUGUCCACCUCUGAAGCCCAAUAUGAGUGAGGUCCAGGCCACAGUGGAGUUUUCUGUGGAGCUCCACAAGUUCUACAAUGUGGAUCUAUUCCAGAGAGGGUUCUAUCAGAUCCGUGCCAGUGCGAAAGUGCCACCACGGGUCCCUCACCGAGUGGAGGCCAGUUUACUCCAUCCAUCAGGCACAGAUUUGGCUUUCCCUGCCACGGUUCAGGAUGACGUCAUCUGCAGUAAAACGUUUCAGAUCCUCUAUAAGAAUGAAGAGAUAGUGGUCAACGACGUCCUCGUAUUCAAGGUUAUGAUGCUGCUCGAUGAGAAGAAGGUGGAGGAGUCCCUAAAUGAGAUGGAUUUUCAGCUGUGUUUGGACCUGUUCUUCACAGACGGUGACUAUUCGCCAGAAGAUCCCAACUCUCUGCAGAGCAUCAGCAGCCGUACCCUUCGUUUGCACUUUAGCCUUCACAAAGGCAUCCACCAGCAUGUCAAUGUCAUGUUCGAUUACUUCCACUUGUCUGUCAUCUCUGUGGUCAUCCACGCCUCUCUGGUGGCCCUGCAUCAACCCCUUAUCAGUUUCCCUCGACCAGUCAAGAGUACCUGGUUAAACCGAAACACCCCAGCACAAAGCAAAGACUCACUCAUUCCUCCUCUGGAGUGUGUGGUUUUUGGCAGCAGCUACGUCAAACAGGUGUCACCAGAUGGAAAGACCUUCCUGGUGUCAGACCAGUGUCUACGGCAUGCGUUUAGCCUCCACCACAGCCUGUGUGCCAGCCUGCUGUCAGCCUAUCAGGGCCUGUUCGGCUACUUCACCACGGUGACCAAGAACCUCCCUUCCUCACAUCGCAUGGAACUAGCCAAGCCCAGCAUGCAGGUCCUUUAUGAGCGAGUUCUCAGAAGACCUUAUCCCCGAAGCCAAAGGCACGUCUACAUAGAAAAACUUGAUGUGGAGACACGUCUUGCAGAUCUUUCUGAUCAAGUCAAGCAGAAGGCAGAGAGCCCAGACGAGCUGGCUGAGAUGGUGAAUAUGAAUCUGGCCCAGCUGUGCUCUCUUCUCAUGGCGCUGUGGGGUCAGUUCCUCGAGGUGGUGUCACUGCACGAAAGCAUCGCGGCUAUGAUGGCCCAGGAACAUCACACGCUCAGAGUACGAAGAUUUGCUGAGGCCUUUUUUUGCCUCGAACACCCAAGACAAACCGCUUUGGCCUAUCAGGAACUUCAUGCACACAGUCAUCAACAGAUGACAGCUGCAAUCAAGAGUUCCUCCUACUUCCUGUCCCUGCCACCACUUCCUGUUGAAUGUGCAGAGCUAGAUGGUGAUGUUAACUCUCUGCCAAUCAUAUUUGAGGAUCGCUACCUUGAGUCCAUCACAGAAGAUCGUGAUGGCCCAUGGCUCGGUAUGCAUACCACUCGGAGUGGGUCAGUAUCCGGUAAAGGGGAAAAACCCAACUCCAAAGACCCGAGUGCCAGUGGAGUGGGUAUCCUCAGUCCCAACCCAGACACCCGGCACUCCGCCCUAGCCACAGCCUGGCCUGAACAGAGCGAGCCGUCCCUCAAGUCCAAAGCUAGGUCCAUCAAACUGAAGAAGAACGCCAAGACCGAAAACUCGAAGAAGCUGAUCAGGCAGAGCUCAAAAGACUCCGUGGUCCUGGUUGGGUACAAAAACCUGAAGGGUCCCCAAGGUGAACCCACAGCCAAGGCCAAAGAGGGUGAGCUGCCCUCCAGUCAGAAAGAGGACCGUGAGGAUAUGCUAGGGAAUUCCAGUAGCAGUUUGAGGACUGUCUCUAAACACAGUCACGACAUCGACAUUGUGAGCAGUGUCACUGGUCACAGCAUUGUCGAUGGAGAAAGCCAAGCCAAUGCUGAAACCCAGAGGGACAAUUUCACUAAUCUGUUGAAUUUGGAAGCACAGAGCAAGCACCAGGCAGGCACUGGAGCUGGUACUGGAACUGGAACUGGAACUGAGGUCAGCAAAUCAAUGCAGAAAGGAGAGCCACGACCACCAACCACAGGGCUUAGGCACAUUGAAGUAAAACCUAGUGACAAGGACCCCUACCAGGGUGAUAAGGUCACCGUCCUCUUGCCGUGUCACACUGACAGGACCUCCAAGAGGGACAUUCCUGAGAUCACACAGAAAGACUUCUCUCAGUCCAAGCCCACCAAGGGUGAAAGGGUGGGAGUGGGAGUUUUAGAGGUUACUCGGACUGAUGGCUGUGCCGCAGCGGGGAAAGGCAACCCCACCCUUCUCCUGCCAGACAUCGCCGCUCCCAGUGCCUCGUCCCGUCUGUCGGACUCGGGCAUUGAGAGCGAGCCGAGCUCUGCUACCCAGCUCAUGCCGGGGUUACAGACAGUCACUACAUUGGCUGGGACAGAUUUGGACUGGGCUCAGCAACAACCAGAGAGACCACCUCAGUUCCACACAGCCAAGCCUGCUCAGUUAAGCCCUGCCUCUAAGGGAAUGGUUGAAGGACUUUGCCCAGAGAGUAACAGCGGUGUCAGUGGAGUGCAGUCCUCCCUGACCUCCAUUAAUUCCCUCCCUUCAGACGACGAGCCUGAGGGAGAGACGGGAGGGAGAAAGUCCAGCAUUGUGGUGCAAGAACAGAGCCUGGUGUUCUCUGGAGAAAACGACUGCCGUCCUUUGGCUACUUCUACAGGUAGCUUCAGAUCCAUGGCAACCACUCACAAAACAACUAUUGGUAGCCAUGGAGAUGAACCUGUGUUUCAGGAUGAGGUAUCUGUUCUCCAGUCCACCAGCGAACACCCUGGGGUAGACAGGCGGGAUUCUGGGGCUGGCACUGCUGGGGCAGCCACCAGCGGUCCUGAGGGUUCCAACGAAGUCCACACAGCUGCUCAGUCCAGCAUGUCAGCAACUAGCAGCACAGACCUAGUAAAACGAGGCCUAGUGGAAAACUAUUUCGGCUCGCGCUCCAGCACGGAUGUGUCCGAAAUCAGCCCUGUGGAAACAGCCGCUGUCACGCUGGGAAUCCAGACGGGGCCAACAGCCGAGGAAGAAGAGGAGGAGGAGGAACAAGAGCAUGAGAUGAUUGAGAACGGUUACUACGAGGAGACAGAUGGUUUGGGCUACAUAAACGGUCUACCUGAGGAGGAGGAGGGGAAGAGUGGGGAGGGGCAUGGAGGAGCAGAAGGGAGGAGUCACCUCUACGAGCAACUCGGACUAGAGCGGCUUCAGGAGACACGUCCCUUUUCUGGUCCUAUACAGCCACGCCCCUCUGACCCCACCCUCUCCACCAGCAACAUUCGCUGGUAUGAGAGUACACCCGCUGCCCAUAUGAAAGCUUUUGUUCAGGCCAAAGAAGACUUGAAACAGCUGAAGCUGCCUGGUUUCCUGUACAGUGAGGUAGCUGACUUGGCCUCUAGCGUCCCCUACUUCAGCAUGGAGGAGGAUGACAGCUGUGAUGAAGGCAUUCACCUCAUCGUGUGUGUGCAUGGCCUAGAUGGCAACAGUGCAGACCUGCGGCUGGUGAAAACUUACCUAGAGCUGGGAUUGCCUGGGGCCCGUAUAGACUUCCUCAUGUCAGAACGCAACCAGAAUGACACCUUUGCUGAUUUUGAGUCUAUGACAGACCGACUGCUGGAUGAAAUUGUGCAGUACAUCCAGAUUUACAGUCUCACAGUGUCAAAAAUUAGUUUUGUGGGUCACUCCUUGGGAAAUCUGAUUGUGCGCUCUGUGCUUGCGAGACCUCGAUUUAAAUGUUACCUCAGCAGGCUACACACUUUCCUCUCCCUGUCCGGUCCUCACCUGGGUACCCUGUACAACAGCUCCGCCCUGGUCAACACAGGGUUGUGGUUUAUGCAGAAGUGGAAGAAAUCUGGCUCCCUGCUGCAGCUCACCUGCCGAGAUCACUCUGACCCUCGCCAGACUUUCCUCUACAAACUCAGCAAGAAAGCGGGCCUGCAGUUCUUUAAGAACGUCGUGCUUGUGGGCUCUCUGCAGGACCGCUACGUGCCCUAUCACUCCGCUCGUAUCGAGAUGUGCAAAACGGCCUUAAAAGACAAGCAGACAGGCCCAGUUUAUGCAGAGAUGAUUGAGAAUUUGCUGGUGCCUGUUCUUCAGAACAAAGACUGUAACCUGGUGCGUUAUGAUGUCAUCCAUGCACUGCCCAACACAGCCAAUUCUUUGAUUGGUCGGGCAGCACACAUCGCUGUCCUGGACUCUGAGAUUUUCCUGGAGAAGUUCUUCCUGGUGGCAGGACUCAAAUUCUUUCAGUAACCUGCCAGGUGGAGCGCAGAGCU